Molecule: messenger RNA, 2661 nt
Organism: Didymella exigua CBS 183.55
Lineage: Eukaryota; Fungi; Ascomycota; Dothideomycetes; Pleosporales; Didymellaceae
Product: kinase-like protein
Exons: 3
Coding region: 1-2661 (886 amino acids)
Biological process (GO): protein phosphorylation
Molecular function (GO): protein serine/threonine kinase activity; ATP binding
Source: RefSeq, a predicted model, not a curated record
AUGGACCUGGUCACCUCGUCUCCCGCGACUUCAAGCGUACGUACUGCCAGCACAGCAUCCACCGCCAGCACAUCGCGAGCCAGUCUCCGGGCAACAAACAUCACCAUUCCGUCCAGUGCUGCUGCCGUCGAUGCUCGCCCUGCUCGACCCGGACUAGUAUCCCGCGCUUCUGAACUCUCUCCCACCAAGGCCUCGCGACCCCGCCGUCACCUGUCAACCAAGUCCUCGAGUGCAGUGCCCACGCUGUCCGCUCUGAACGCCAGCAAUAACGAGAAAUCCGCACCCACCACCGCCACCAAAAAGCCCACCGCCCGCCCACCGCCCAAGUUUGGCAAGAUGACCUCGUCCAACGGUGGCGCUCCCUCAGCCGCAGCCGACCUGCUGCGGCAAGCCAUGGGCAACCAGAGAGCAGCGACCCACGACGACGACGGCCACGAUCAGAUCGGUUCCACCAGCUCAACUCCACCCGGUGCCUCAACACCGCGCCCCGAUCCUACUGAUAAACGACUGCCGGGUAUUCUGCACAGCUACUUUGGCCAGGUUCGUGAUUCCCUCUUGCCCCAGAGCAAAUCUUCGUUGUCAAAAAGUUCCAACCCCGCACCUGUUUCUUCAAACGCCGCUUCAAUGGAACCCAAAGAGAAGGAAAGCACAGAAAAGGCCACCCCUCACCAGACUAUGCUGCCUAGUCCUGCGCCCAGUGCCUCUUCUCGAACCCCCUCAGCUUCGCAGUUGAACGGUGAAACAGAGAAGCUAACAGAAGGCGACUUUUCGUCGCUGCAGAAUCAGGCUACCCCUCCUCAGACCCCCCGCACACGCUCACAAGAAGGCAAGCCCCCAACAUCGAGCUUGUCUCGCACCUCGCUUGCGUCGAGUAACUCGAGAGAGUCGAAGGGAUCAAAUAAGUCGGACAAGGUUGCCGCCGUUGUGGGAGCUCCUAAGGGGAAGCUCGCAGUGACCAUCACAGAAGGACGAGACCUACGUGCAAGCACAGAUCCCUACUGCGUUAUCCAGUUCCAGUGGGCCGAGUACAUCUCAGAUGGACCAAAGCACGACGACACCAAGGGCCGCCGUGGUCCCAUGCAGAUGAGGAGGACUGAGAGCGAGAUGCACAAGCCGAUGGCUAUCCCCAUGAAGAGCCGUCAGAGCAGCAACAGCGGUCACAGCUCUGAUGCUAGGGAUGAUACCUUCGAGGAGACGGCCAACCCCACUUGGGAGCACGAAGCCGAAUUCGACGUCGUCGGCGACCACGCUGAGGUCGACAUCUCCGUAUACGACCGAGCGAAUGGCGAGGCUUUCCUUGGUCAUGUCCGUUUCUGCCCGAACCUGAUCGAGUACAACCAGCCGUACGAUUGCUGGUUUGCCCUCGAGCCUCGUGAGGGCGAGAGUGCCAAGGUCACUGGCGAGAUCCAUCUCAAGCUCGACUUUCACAAGAUUGAAAAGAAAUCUUACGGUCCGGAAGACUUUGAGAUCUUGAAGCUCAUCGGCAAAGGCACAUUUGGUCAGGUAUUUCAGGUUCGCAAGCGUGACACCAAGCGGAUCUACGCCAUGAAGGUCCUAUCGAAGAAAGUCAUUGUUCAGAAGAAGGAAGUAGCGCAUACUCUGGGCGAACGCAAUAUCCUUGUCCGGACUGCCAUGGCUGAUUCCUCCUUCAUCGUUGGCCUGAAAUUUUCCUUCCAGACACCAUCUGACCUCUACCUGGUCACUGACUACAUGUCUGGUGGUGAACUCUUCUGGCAUCUUCAAAGGGAGGGUCGCUUCCAGGAGGCUCGUGCGAAGUUCUACAUCGCUGAGCUGAUCUUGGCUCUGCAACAUUUGCACGAGCACAACAUUGUCUACCGUGAUCUGAAGCCAGAGAACAUUUUGCUGGAUGCCAAUGGCCAUAUUGCACUUUGCGAUUUCGGUCUUUCUAAGGCUAACCUUACCGAGAACGCAACCACCAACACAUUUUGCGGUACUACCGAGUACCUGGCGCCCGAGGUACUUCUGGACGAGCAUGGUUACACCAAAAUGGUCGAUUUCUGGUCUCUCGGUGUGCUAGUCUUCGAGAUGUGCUGCGGCUGGAGUCCCUUCUACGCAGAAGAUACCCAGCAGAUGUACAAGAACAUUGCAUUCGGAAAGGUUAGGUUCCCCAGGGAUGCAUUGAGCACUGAAGGUCGCAACUUUGUGAAAGGCCUCCUGAACAGGAACCCGAAGCACAGACUUGGCGCCACCCGAGAUGCGUUAGAGCUGAAGGAGCACCCAUUCUUUGCCGACAUCGACUGGGAUGCUCUUUCAAAGAAAAACGUUGUGCCACCCUUCAAGCCCAAGCUUAAGGGAGAACUUGACGUUUCCAACUUCGACCCCGAGUUCACAAAUGCGCUCAACGGCAAUGGAUCUCUGAACGCUCGUGCUGCUGCGUUGGCGUCCGGUGUCAAUCCCGCCUCGACGCCGCUCUCACCGACGAUGCAGGCCAAUUUUGCUGGUUUCACAUUCACGGGCGAAAGUACCAUGGAGCAACAGUUCGGUGGCAGCAGGACUCAAAAUGACCACGAACGUAUGGAAGAAGACGACAAGGACGACAUCAACUGGGACAAGCCAGCUGGGCGCGGAGAUAGGAUGUCCGGCGUCAUUCCCAGCAACAACGAGCACGAUAUCUUCAAUCAUGGCCAAAUGGACGUCUAA